CUGUCUGUGCACACUUGUACACGAACACAACAAGAUGGCGAGAGUUUGUCUGCAAAUUCAGUAAAGAAAAUCGCAAUAAAACGUGCAAAAUAAUUGUUAAAACAUAGUUAAAAGUGUUAAGCGGCCGCAAUAGCAAGCCGAGCAAAUAGUGCUCGCAAUUUGUGUAUGCGGCAGCGUCUGCUAGCGACUUGCGAAAGUUGCUGCGCUGUCUGGCCUUGUUGUUGUUGCUGUUGUUGUAUGAGUGCCUAACUUGAAAGUUCGUCUGCCUUUUGUUCCUGUUCCUGCAACUGCGACAAAAUGAUGAGCAACUACGGCAACAUUAUGAUGGACUCACCACGCUCCUCGCCCCACGGCGGUCGAUCGCCAGUGGUGGCGCGACAGGACUCGUCGGGAACGCUGAAGACAACGAUAUCGUUAGGUAAAACACCAACAAUAAUACACACAGGACCAUUCUAUUCGAUGAAGGAGCCACCAGCGAAGGCUGAAUUGACAGGUGACAAGGAUCUCAUGACCGAAUAUGGACUGCAUCAUACGCUAACAAAAUUCAAGGAGAAAAAGUUCAAGGAAUCCUUGGCCUCUUUUCUGCCAAAUAUACCAGGCAUCAAUGACCUCAUCACGCAUCCCGUCGAGAACAGCACACUGCGCAGCGUAAUCGAGAAGCCGCCCAUUGGUGGUAAAGAGCUGCUGCCACUGACUGCCGUGCAGUUAGCCGGUUUUCGUUUGCAUCCUGGACCGCUGCCGGAACAGUAUCGCACCACAUAUGCAACACCUGCGCGUAAACACAAAAACAAGCACAAAAAGCACAAACACAAAGACGGCGUCACCACGGGCGGCACAGAGUCAACGCUGCUGGAUUCCGCUGGCUUGGAGACCUACGAGAAGAAGCACAAAAAGCAGAAACGUCACGAGGAUGACAAAGAGCGCAAGAAGCGUAAAAAGGAAAAGAAACGAAAAAAGAAAAAUCAAAGUCCUGAGCCUGGGUCAGCGUUGGGCAUGGGCAUGCCCGGCGGUGGCGGUGCCUUGGCUGGUGGCAUGGGAGCUGGACCAGUUAUGGGCGCCACAGCGGGCAUGUCGAAUAAUCCAAUGGGAUCAAGCGGCGUUAUUGGCGGCAUGAAUACGGGCAUGGGUCUUAAUAGUUUUCCGCCAUCGCUGCAAAUGCAACAACAGCAGCAGCCUCAACAACAGUUGUCAAUGCAGCAUCAACAGCAACAUCAGCAUCAACAACAAAUGCCCAGUGGAGCGUUAUUGGGCUCUGUGCUUGGCACAAGCGGCGGUGGACCGGGCGGCAACUCGAGUAGUGGCGGAGCGGGCGGUCCAGGCAGCUUAUUAGUGUCACAGUUUUAGGCGAAAUCCAUUAGUUAAUAGACUUGGCUCAUUACCUCUCUCACACAAACACACACAUCCAUAGCUCCUUUAAUAACAAAAGAAAAUCACAUGUGUCCAAAAUACAAACGCACGCUCUAAAUGCAAUUUCUUGAUAACAAAAAACAAAAAGAAAAAAAAACAAGUUUCAUGUUUAGGUUAUAAUUUAAAGUUAUGAUUGUAAAAAUAGUUUAAAUUGUAAUUAGCCAACUUUUCGUUCGUUUUGUAAUGCAUUGCUAGCUUAAUGAGAUUUAUUUAAUGCAAAUUAUGGUACAAAAUGCUAAAUUUUCGCUCUAGAUUCCACAAUUACCAACCCCCAACACUGCAAAAACCUAAUUAUAUACACCGCAUAUACAUUUACAAAUUUAUACAAAUCCUAGCAUGCACUUUACAAAAUGAUCAGUCAUCAAAAUGAAUAUUCUUAUUUUGCUUAAAACUUUAGUGCUAGCUACAGUAUUUUUCUUUGUUUGCAAUGGUUUGUUCUUCCAGCAUGUUUGUAUAAAAAAAACAA
Molecule: messenger RNA, 1873 nt
Organism: Drosophila albomicans
Lineage: Eukaryota; Metazoa; Arthropoda; Insecta; Diptera; Drosophilidae
Gene: MED19
Product: mediator of RNA polymerase II transcription subunit 19
Exons: 3
Coding region: 298-1344 (348 amino acids)
Biological process (GO): positive regulation of transcription by RNA polymerase II
Cellular component (GO): mediator complex
Molecular function (GO): transcription factor binding; transcription coregulator activity
Source: RefSeq, a predicted model, not a curated record